Molecule: messenger RNA, 2030 nt
Organism: Salmo salar (Atlantic salmon)
Lineage: Eukaryota; Metazoa; Chordata; Actinopteri; Salmoniformes; Salmonidae
Product: yippee-like 5
Source: RefSeq, marked provisional
CUGGGAGAGAACAACAAAGCGACAACGAACCCAACAGACUUUGGGGAAUAAAAUAAUUAACGUGGAAAAGGACGGCUUAGCUAAAAAUAGCUAAAGCCCAACUAGUCGAAAAGUCUUUCAACGAGAGCACCAUUUACCUUCCGUUUGGUCCUGCAGGUGAGUGUGUACUGAACCAUGGGGCGGAUCUUCCUGGACCACAUCGGGGGCACACGCCUCUUCUCCUGCGCCAACUGUGACACUAUCCUGACCAACCGCUCAGAACUCAUCUCCACCCGCUUCACCGGAGCCACCGGCCGAGCCUUCCUCUUCAACAAGGCAAGCGACACCUCCGCUGUAACACCAUGACACCAGCCAGAAAACUCCUUUUAUGCAUAAACACUCAAACUAAUAUAUUUUAUUCCAGGCUCACUAUCACUAUACUUAGCUAAGUAUAUCACACAAGUGUACUCACAUUAUUUACACAGCAAGUUACACUACACGUGACACCUAGAAAACCCACUUCCACAAAUGACAGACUUAACACACCUAGCAAACACAUGUUUAUUACCAUGUUAUGACUGUGGAAUAAGCUCUGCAUUAUUAUUAUUCAUUAUCUGUAAGGUGGUGAACCUGCAGUACAGCGAGGUACAGGACCGCGUGAUGCUGACGGGCAGACACAUGGUUCGAGAUGUCAGCUGUAAGAACUGCAACAGCAAGCUGGGCUGGAUCUAUGAGUUUGCCACCGAGGACAGCCAGCGCUACAAGGAGGGCCGCGUCAUCCUGGAGAGAGCACUCGUCAGGGAGAGCGAGGGCUUCGAAGAACAUGUCCCCUCUGACAACUCCUGAGCUGAUGCUCAAAAUACUUGCUCAUCCCCACGCCCCUGCCCUAACCCUCCAUAGCCCCAAGCUCAUUAUUCCAGAGACUGGUCAAUAGUCUUGGCUCCACCCACAGCUUUGACCUAGCUAGGACUUUUUAACCUCUCCUGAUUGGCUGGAGCUCUUGAUGCGUUGUUGGCCUCUCCUAAACCCCUCUCUCUUUCAAAGACCACCUUCUGUCACCUAGAGACAUCGACGGGCCCGCUUUCACAUAGCUAUGGACUCCAUGCACACGUGCACACACAGGAUUUUGAAGGCAACUACACACACUGCAAGGCACAAAGACUCAUAUUUACACACUUGACAUGCUCACAUGCAGGAUUAGUAGAUAUAUUCACUGACUCUGGAUAUUUUGUCAACUUUACAGCUGCAGUCACUAUAACUCCCUCCCAGUGCUGUGUGUACUGUGUAUCCUUAUCCUCUAUCUGGCUGCUGUGCCUGUGCAUGCAUUGUGAGGACCUGCUUGUUGCCAUGCACAUCCCCACAAGUCCCUCCUUCUGUGUGUGAGGAGUGCGAGCAGCCUAUUGGCUCUUAGUAAGUUAGGAACUGAGCAGGGUAGUAUCAUGCCCAAAGACUGGUGGCCUGCUGGGCUGGCCUUCAUAUGAACUGUUGCUGUUCCUCCCAAUCUCUGACAAUUCCCAGCUAGUUGGAAUGAAGGGAUCUGUGUUCUCUGUCAUGCUGUUCUUUGUUUCCAAUCUCUGCCCAGGUUAAUGUUCAAUAGAUAGAAAUAACACAUGAUCAUCAGAAAUUAUUAUAAUUGUAUUAAUGGUUAGUAUCAUUAUUGUAUUUUUAUUCUCAGUGGAGUCAUUGUUUUAAUUGGUUUGCUUUUCAAAUCAAAGUUUAUUAGUCGCGUACACAGAUUUGCAGGUGUUAUAGCAGGUGCAGCAAAAUUCUUAUGUUACUAGCUCCAACAGUGCAGUAGAAUGUCACGUGAAUACAAUACAAAUAAUUGAAAAAAAUUUACCUAGAAAUUACAGAAUGAGUAUAAAAAAAGAUUGCUUUUAUUAUGAUUAUUAUUGUUUUUCUUUAUGUAUUUUUAAAAAACAAGGUCUGAUGUUUUUCUUGCUAUGAGGUAUAAAAAAGAGUAAGAUUGUCUCUUUUUCCAGUUAGCCUGCUUGGGCAAUUUUUCCUCUGUAGUGAUGAUUUCUGAAUAAAGUGUGUAUUCUUGCUAAAAG